Chlorocebus sabaeus (green monkey) is the source of this 864-nucleotide messenger RNA. RefSeq names its product olfactory receptor 1E3. Gene Ontology annotation, cellular component: membrane. Gene Ontology annotation, biological process: G protein-coupled receptor signaling pathway. Lineage: Eukaryota; Metazoa; Chordata; Mammalia; Primates; Cercopithecidae. Gene Ontology annotation, molecular function: olfactory receptor activity; G protein-coupled receptor activity. The record is from RefSeq and is a predicted model, not a curated record.
CAGCUCCACACGCCUAUGUAUUUGUUUCUCAGCAACUUGUCCUUCUCUGACUCCUCGGUCACAGUGCCCAGAUUGCUGCAGAACAUGCAGAACCAAGACCCAUCCAUCCCGUAUGUGGGCUGCCUGGCCCAGAUGUACUUUCAUCGGUUUUUUGGAGUUCUGGAGAGCUUCCUCCUUGUGGUCAUGGCUUAUCACCGCUAUGUGGCUAUUUGCUUUCCUCUGCACGACACCACUGUCAUGAGCCCCAAGUGUUGCCUUGCUCUGCUGGCACUCUCCUGGCUGCUGACCACUGCCCAUGCCACACAUUGCACCUUGCUCAUGACCAGGCUGUCCUUCUGUGCUGACAAUGUGAUUCCUCACUUUUUCUGUGAUACAUCUCUGUUGUUGAAGCUGGCCUGCUCCAACAUGCAAGUCAAUGGGUUGGUGAUAUUUUUCAGGGGAGGCCUCAUCCUUGUCAUCCCAUUCCUACUCCUCAUCAUGUCCUGUGCAAGAAUUGUCUCCACCAUCCUCAGGGCCCCUUCUGCUGGGGGCAUCCAGAAGGCUUUCUCCACCUGUGGCUCCCUCCUGUCUGUGGUGUCUCUCUUCUAUGGGACAACGAUUGGUCUCUAUUUGUGCCCAUCGACGAAUCAUAGCGCUGGGAAGGGCACUGUCAUGGCUGUGGUGUUCACUGUGGUGACCAUGCGGAACCCCUUCAUCUGCAGCCUGAGGACAGAGAUAUGAGGGGAGCCCUGCCCUGGGCAGAGUCUUCAGCACAAAGAAAAUUUCUUUUUCUUGAAAAUAGUAAUAGUUGGGAUUUUACCAUUAUUGAAUUUAGUAGGUGUAGUAAUGUUGACAAUGAAAUACCACUCUAAAUCAGUGGCUUAA